GAAGACUCGCAAAAACCGGAGGAACAGAGCUUCAUCGAACCCACCAUGGGGGACACAAAGCUCUGCCUUUUGCUGCUUCUGUGCACCCAUGCCUUUGCCCAAGAGGACAUUGGGAGUGCAGAAGAAGAAGCUGCACCAUGCUUGUUGGCAAAAAGGUUUAAAACCUUAAGGAACUAUGUGUACCAGUAUGAAACUGAAGCCCUCAAUGGAGUGAGUGGAGCAUCAAACCUCAAGAACGGCGCCAAAGCCUCUUGUAAGGUCGAGAUCGAUGUGCCUCAGACAUGCAGCUACAUUGUGCGCACCUCCGAGUGCACACUGAGCGAGGUGUCCGACGUCGACGCCGAGGGGCUGCCUGUGUACGGACCUGCUGCUGGAGCUGAUGCUUUCCAAGCUGCCAUGGCACUUCAUCCACUGAAGUUGACUGUGGAGGGGGAAUCCAAGGUCAGCCUGUUUCCUGAUGAGGAUGAGCCCAUCAACAUCCUCAACAUCAAGAGAGGAAUCAUCUCUGCCCUCUUGGUGCCCGUGCUGGAGGAGGAGAAAAACAAAAACAUGCCUACUCUGCAUGGUUUGUGCAAGACUGACUUUGCUGUCAAUGCCAGGGAAGACAUUGCCACCGAUGUCACUGUCACAAGACGCCUGUCCCAUUGUGAUGGCUUCAGUCCCAAGAAAGAGUUUGCCAGCCCCCUGGCACUCAUAUCUGGCCUGCACAUUCCUCUCUCCAAACUGAUCAGCAGCACCCAGACCUGCAACUACAAAUUUGACAAUGAACAGAAGCACAUGACUGAGGGAACCUGCACUGAGAAACACAUCUUGCUGCCUUUCUCUCACCAAGAGCAAUAUGGAGUUUUAACCCUGGUUAAACAGACCUUGGCCCUGCAGGAGACAAGCAAGAUCAAUGACAGAGUCUUUGACCACAAUGAGGCUAACCUGAAGGCCCUGCAAAUGGAGGCUGUUGAAGAUAAGUCCCCAGCUCAAACUAAGGAUGUUAUUCUGGCCACUCUGAGGGAAUUAAGCACCCUGUCUCAGACACAGCAAGGGAAACGGCGGGCACACCUCUUCCAGAAGCUUGUGACUGAGGUCCGAGGACUGAAGAGUGAGACCCUGAGCCCAGCUGUCCCAGAGAUGGUGGAGGUGUCUGCUCCCCUGACUUGGCAGGCUUUGGCCCAGUGUGGAACACCCGAAUGCAGCAGCGCCAUCCUGCAGAUCCUGCGCACCAUGGACAAAAGUGCUGUGGAGGUUGAUGCUGUCGUUUAUGCAGUGGGGCUGCUGCCCAACCCCAGCAGCCACUUAGUCCAAGACAUGUUGAGCAUGGCGCAGUACAAACAGAGCAAGCCUAUUCUGUACGGCCUUAGCAACAUUGUUAGGAGAGUUCACCAGAUUGAGGGAAAGGUCACCCCUGAGAUCAUUGCAGUAUCUGAGUAUAUGGCCACCUUGCUGGGUGAUUGCUCUGGUGACAAAGAUCAGACCUUCUUGACCCUGAGGGUGAUUGGCAACAUGGGACAGGCUAUGGAGGCUGCUAACCCUGCUCUGAAGUCUGCCAUGCUGCAGUGCAUGACACAGCCUGCCGCCACGCCAACUGUCCAGCAAGCUGCCAUCCAGGCCUUCAGAAAGCUGACAGUCACCGAGGAGGCUCGUGGAGUGCUCCUGCAGACCGUCCUGGAUGGGGCAAGCCCUGUUCAAAAGCGUGUGGCUGCCUACCUGGUGCUGAUGAAGGACCCUGAGCCUUCUGACUUGGCCCAGGUCAUAAGCGCACUGCCAGAUGAGCAGGACCCUCAGGCCAAGAGCUUUGUUGCCUCCCAUCUGGCCAACAUUCUCAGUUCCACAGACCCUGCAUCUCUCCCGAUGAAGGAAAAGAUCACAGAGGCUCUUCAGGGAAAUGAGGUGCCAUCCGCUUUGGAAUUCAGCAAGUUCUCCCGAAACUACAAGAUGAGUGACAAUUUGAAAGGAAAUGUGAUCUUUGACUCCACUGGCUACCUGCCCAAAGAAAUCAUGCUUGAGACGACCCUGAAGGCUUUUGGUUAUGACCUUGACAUGUUGGAGGUUGGAUUGAAUGGAAAAGGAUUAGAACCAACGUUUGAGGCCCUAUUUGGACAAGAUGGAUUCUUCCCUGACACCUUGUCAAAGGCCGUUUACUGGGCUGGAGGCAACAUGCCAGCAUCCGUGAACACACUUUUAAAUAAAAUGAUUCCACCACUGAAUGGGAGAAUGAAGAGACAGGUGCCUGAAAAUAUCCUGAAAGAAAUAAGCCACAAUGUCAACAAACUGGUGGGGGAACUGAAGACUCAGUCUCCUGAUGCUCUGGUCUAUCUAAAACUCUUGGGAGCUGAGCUUGGAUUCAUCAAGACCAAUGAAAUGGAAGAAAUGGCCUACUCUGCUGCCCUGUUAGCCGAUAAUCUCCUCAAGAUGUUUCCCACUGAUAUCAGGAAGCUUAUUUCCAGCAUUGAUAAUGAGUUCUUUAUUCACUACAUCUUCAUGGACAAUGAGUUCUCCCUGCCAACUGCUUCUGGUGUCCCGCUGAAAGUCUCUCUUUCCGGUACCCUUGCCCCUGGAGCCAAAGGAGGACUGCACCUAACCCCUGGACUGCAGGAAAUAUCUUUCAUGCCUUCUGUUGGAGUGGAAUUUGUGACAGAGAUGGGCGUCCACAUUCCUGAGUUUGUCAUCUCUGGCGUUGCCAUGCACACUAACAUCUACCAUGAGAGUGCCCUCAAUGCCAAGCUUGCAUUGAGCAACAACCAGAUCAAGCUUACUAUCCCAGCUCCUCAGGGUACCACCCAGCUCUUGGAAAUCAGCAAUAAACUGCUGUCAGUGACCACCACUGAGUCCAGGGCCCUGCCACCAAUAACAGAGGAAAGAACUGACUUUGUGAAGUGCAUCCCAGCAUUACCUGGCAUUAAGUCCUGUAUCACCCUGAAAUACCCUGGCUCGACUGAUGCUGCUCCCUAUUUCCCACUCACUGGAGAGACUGAGGUUGCUGUGGAGCUUGAGCCCACUGGUCAGGUGACUGAAUACACUGCCACCAUUGCCUAUGAACUCCUAGCAGAGGGAGAGGUUCCAGAAAAAGUGGACGCCCUGAAGAUUUUACUCGUAGCAGAGGGUGCAGAGCCCAUGGAAGCUACAGCAAUUUUGAAGUACAACAGGAACACGAAUGUUCUCACCACUGAUGUCCAGAUUCCUGAUUGUGACAUAGAGGCUGGAGUUAGACUUGGCAUCACUGAUGAUAGCAUCAAUGGAAAGGGGAUCAUGAUUGAAAUCACACACAAGAACAUCCCUCAGGUUUCCCUGAUUGGACGUGCUAAGCUUGAGGCAAUGAAGGAUGGUAUGCUGCAGGUCCAGCUGGCCAUACCCUCACUCAAGACCGAUGCUACUCUCACUGCUGCCCUGAAGAGGGCUGAAGACCUGACUCUGGAGAUCGAGAGCAUCAUCAACAUCCCUGAGACGUCCUCACUGCAGAAAGUCACUGUCAGAUAUGAUGAGAAUCAGAUUGAGGUUGAGCUGAAGUCUGAUCUGAACUCAGAGGUCCAUAAACUUCUUCAAAAUAUUGAUGAAUACCAGAAGAUCAUCCAGAACAUUUUGGAUCUGACAGUGACGCAGACCGACAUGACAGUGCGCCACAUUGUGUCCAAGUCCAUUGAGGCCACUAACAUCUGGCUGGACAGGGCUGUUGCUGAUGCCCCUGUUCCCAUCAUUGAGAGUCUCAGACAAAUACCAGAAUUAUACCUGCCUGAGAAACUGUUCCUGAAAUCUGACAGCGCAGUCAGGUACAAGUUCAACCAGAAACACAUCACCAUCCCUAUUUCUGUGCCUCUGGGUGGAAAAUCCUCACAGGAUUUGUAUAUCCCCCACACCCUGACCACCCCCAACCUGGCUGUGCCCCAGAUUGGCUUGGUGAUUCCCUCUACAGAGGUCAGCAUUCCUACCUUCUCCAUACCCACCACCUACGAGCUAUCACUACCCCUUGUUGAAAUGGAAGUGUCCACCAAAGUGAACAGCAACUUCUACAAUUUGGAGGGCUUCGCUUCAAUUGAUGCCCCUGCCAAACUUGCCAAAUACAAAGUUGUGGGUGACUGUCCCAUGGCAAUCCUGUCUUACACAAUUGAAGGCACUGGAACACUCACCACAACACCUGAAGAAUCUUUGAAGGCUAUUGUGAGCAGCUCCCUAAGCCACAUGCUCAUUGAUGCCAGUGUCAGUCUUGAGGGAAUUGGAAGUAUCGCAGACAAAGUACACAUAAUAACCAACAGCAAAAUAAAAGCUUCAAGCCCUCUGGGCCUGGAGACAUCACUGCAUUACACUACCCAGUCUACCCUUGCCUCUGAUGAACUUGCUGGUGAUGGAAACCUGGAUGGAACCAUCACAUUCGGUUCUCUGUAUGCAAAUGCCACCUGCGCACAGUCCUACAUGAUCUACCCCUUCAACAGAGAGAUGAGAGGAGAGUCAACACUGAAGGUAGAGUCAACAAUCUUCCAGGCUAACAACAGGAUCAAGGGUUCCUUUGCUAAUGGUGAGCUGUCUGUCACGUCCAGCACCAACUUGUACAAUGACAUUCUGAAACACUUAGCUGAGGUCAGUUUCAAGGAUGCUCGACUCUCAGUGAAAUCUGAUGCCAUCACUAUGAUCCUUGGAGGAACACUACGAAACCAGAUUGAACUUGCUGCCUCUUUGGAUUCAGCCUCCAUCAGAGUGGAGUCCCACGCUGACCACACAUCUAAUCGUGCCUUUUCAUUGCUCUCUGGAUCCUUGAGUACCAGUGGCCUGGAGAUGAACACUGAAGGUUCCCUACUCUUUGGUGCAAGCCGUGGCUCCCAUAAGGCCACCUUGACUUUCAGGAAUCAUAAACUGACCACAAGCGGCACCACCACUCUGCAGAGUAGCCCCUUGCUUUUUGAGAAUGUCUUUAGCGGUGGAAUUGAUGACGCAGGUACGACCCUGUCGAUUAUAUCCAAGGGAUCAAUGCAGGAAAUGAAAAUUGAAAACACAAACACUUUGGCUCUUACACUUUCAAGCUUAGCCUUCCGUGCACAGACUGACAAUGUUUUCAGCGAUAGUACCUCUUAUAAACAUGACAUUACAGUUGACAUAAAGCCCUUUGUAGCUGCAAUAAAGUGCAGUACAACUGGCAAGAUUCUGGGAGCUCAUCUGAUACAAAACACUGAUUUGGAUGUUGCUGGACUGUCCUCAAAAUUCAACAAUGAAAUUCGCUUCAACACCCAAGUGUUCCGUCUUGACAGUACUCUGCGCACACUUGCUGCACCCUUUAGCCUUAGCGUUGACUCCAUUUUUAACUCUGAUGGUGAGAUGACCUUGUUUGGAAAGCAUACUGGUCAGCUAUAUAGCAAACUCCUUUUGAAGGCUGAGCCCCUGGCUGUAGCCUUUUCACAUGACUGCCGAGCUUCCACUACACACAACCUGGACAUUGAAGCCUCUGUUGAGACGCACUUUGACAACAAGAUUGACAGUCUUCUGACUCCUCAGGAGCAGAGGGGAACAUGGAGGAUGAAAUCCAAGCUGAACAAUCAUGCAUACAACCAAGAAAUUAACAUUUACAACCAACCUGAAAGACUUGGAGUGGAGUUAUCUGGAAUAGUUCUCACAGACAUUCUGAACAAGCCUGCAAAUGAGAACCAAGAAUUUAGCAUUUCCAGUUUCCUGAAGUAUGACAAGAACAGUAACAGUCAUGCCCUCAUGCUACCAUUCAUUGAAAACUUGCCUGCCAUUUUUGAACAGCUCAAAACAUCAUCUGUUCAUGUUGUAGAGUCCCUUAAACAAUACAUCAACAGAGAGGAAAUCAGAGCCAGACUUGAAAAUUUACCUGAUGCUGUGAGUGACUUUGUUAGAGAGCAGGACCUAGAGAACAAAGUCAUUGAGGUAAAGGAGAAAAUUGUUACCCUACUUCAAGAGUAUACUGUCACUCCAGAAAACUUUGAAGCUUUUCUGGAAAGCAUAAAAAUUGCCAUUGAAACCAUCAUGAAUGAUGUCGCAACCAGACUUAAAGGCAUCAUUGCUAUCAUCAAGGAAACAAUUGAGAUUGGAAGCGGGUCUGAUGCCUUUUCAAACAUUAUUACAACUAUUGUAAGCGAACUGAAUGCAAUUGAUGAGAGGUAUGAGAUCAGUGCAACUAUUGUCAGCAUCAUCACUACUGUUGAGGAUAUCAUUGAGAAGAUAGAUCUGGAAAAACUAAAGGACAGUAGCCUUGCUUGGUUGCAGGAACUUGAUGUGAAGUAUGACAUCAGAACUAAGCUUCGGGGGACAGUAAGUCAACUGAAACAGGCAAUUGAAAGCAUUGACCUAGCUGCAUUCAUUCAAGAUAUUAAAAACUUUGUCGCCUCCCUCAAUGUUGGAGGGUACAUUGAACAGCUUGUUUCUGAAAUUCCGACAGAAACAUUAAUCAAAUUGGUUGACUCCAUCAAACGUGUCAUAAUUACUUGUAUUCAGGAACUGAACAUCACAGAUAAGGUCAAUGCUGUAUUCAUAAAAGUGAGAGAAAUAAUUGUUGAGUAUGAAGUUGACAAGAAGAUGGAAAUGCUGUUGGAAAAGGUUGUGGAACUGAUCAAGCAAUUCAAAAUUGAAGAUACAGUACAGGCAGUAGUUAACACUGUAAAAUCCAUUGAUCUUCCAGCUUUGUCUGACAAAGCAAUGCAACUACUGGAUGAUGUAGUAAACCACUUGAAAACCUUAGAUAUUAAGCAAAUAAUUGAUCUGCUCAAUGAAUACAUUGACAUUAUUGUCAAAAAAUUGAAGUCAUUUGACUACAAUGCCUUUGUUGAUGAAGUGAACCCAAAAAUCACUCAAAUCACAAGUUUUGUGAAUGAGCAGAUUCAAGAAUAUGAGCUCCCGCAGAAAAUUGAAGCAGUUGGAAAUUUUGUCAGGUGGAUUCAGACUUCCCUGCUUGAAUUUGCACUUCCAGAGAACAGCCUUCCGGAAAUUCGCCUCCCUGACAUCACAAUCCCAAAACUCAAUCUGGAGAACUUUGACAUCACAACACUUCAGAUCCCUGAGAUCACAUUGCCCUCCAUCCCCAGUGAGAUCAUAGUCCCUGCUUUUGGUAAGCUAUAUGGAGAGAUCAGAUUGAAGUCUCCCCACUACAAUGUCAGGACAUCUGCAGAACUCCAGAACUCUACUUCUAACUCAAUGACUCCACAGCUAACAGCCUACCUUACAUCACAGGCAACAUCAACAGCAAAUAUUUUCGAAUAUGUCCUAGAUGUCACUGCACGUGUCGGAUUCCCAAAGCUGAGCCGUAUUAUUGUUUCUGAGACAGUUAAAUUUACCCAUACUGCUGCGUCAGUAGAGCAUCAGGGUUCAGUCACUAUCUAUGGUCUCUCAGCUCAGGCCUCAGCCAAGACCACAGCUAAAGCUACAACUGCAAUAUACACUGCAGAAUUGGUCAACAGUGCAUUCUUUGCCAUAGAAAGUGGAUUGUCUGCUUCUCUGGACACUACAUACUACCAUAAUUUGAACCUUGAGCUUGUUAGCAUUUCAAGUGAAGCCACCUUGACACACAAGGUCCUUUGUAAUUUGGAAGCUGGCACCAUUCGUGUGGCACAUGGAACCACAGGAAAUGGGAAGUGGACCUUCCAGGAUUACACAGGUGACCUAACCCACAAGAGUGACUUGGACUUCACUACCAAUAUCAACUCUGCUAAGCUGACUUUCUCUGGAAACACAGAUGGACAAAGCCUAAAAAUGAAACAAACUCUGAAUGCUGAUGGCAUUUUAUUUAGAAGCAUCACUCUUAAUGGCCGUGCUGAGACAGAAGCUCCCUUCAUUAAGAGCAGCCUUGUGGUUGUGAGUGGAAAUGUUGACAUGGGGGAUUUGAAAAUUGAACUGAAAGGUUCUCAUGACACUGAGCUUGAUGAACUAGUUAGUGGAACCAUUUCUAACUCAAUCAACCUUCUAGCGAAUCCCUCUGAGAUUAUCUUUGAUUUCCAGAACAAGGGAAAUGCUAAGGCUGAUUUCCUCUUUUCAAUGAGUGGAAAGAUUGAUCUGCAGAAUGAUUAUGCCAUUAAUCUCAAUACAGAAGUGCAGCAGAUUAACUGGGUGGCUUUGUCUCGAUUCAAUGAGCACAAAUACUUCCACAAUUUCACCCUGGACAACAAUAAGAUGGAAACUGCCAUUUUUGCAACAGUGAAUGGUGGGGCUAAUCUGGACUUUUUAACAAUCCCAAUAGAUAUUCCUGAGUUCAGUGUGCCAUUUGUUGGUGUGCAAACCCCAUCACUCCAAGAAGUAUCUCUCUGGGAAAAUGCUGGUCUGAAGACCCUCUUGACCACCACAGAACAAACGAUUGACAUUAAUCUAAAGCUUCAGUAUGAGAAGAACCCAGACAUGAUUUAUAUUGGCAUUGAUACUCUCAGAAUCCCAACCUUGGGCAACCUGAUAUUUGAUCUUGCACUGAAGUCCCCUGUGUUCUCUCUGAAUGCCAAUGCAGGCUUACAAAACCAGGAUGAUAUCAUAGCCCGAUUAGAAGCUUCCUCAACAUCUCUAUUUGACAUUUUAAAAGGUAAACUUGAUGGAACCACUACCAUAACUAGGAAGAAGAGGGGCAUCAAAAUUGCCACAGCUUUGUCCCUGGAGCACAAUAAUGUUCAGGGAACCAAUGAUAUCGCCAUCAAUCUUAAUAGGAGAGCUAUGGAGGCCUCUGUGGCAACAGUUGCUCAAGUUACUCUCCCCAUUCUGAACCUGGAAUUCAAUCAAGAACUCCUUGGAAGCACUAAGACAAAGGCUAAUGUGGACUCUAAGAUGAAGCUGAAGUACAGCUUUAACCUUCCACUGAUAGAUGCAAUUGGUAAGGGAGAUAUUGAACAGAGCCUGGCCCUGGAGGGUCUUCCUGGACAUUUCUAUCUAGACACAUCUAAUAAAGGAAAGAUUGAGGGAACCAUACUGGCAAGUGGCAAUUUUGCUGGAGCUCUGAACAAUGAGGCUAAUAUCCAUUUGGAUGCUAAUGGCCUGCGCUCUUCUGUGAGGACUGAUGCUAACUCCAAUGGCAAUUCUGGGGAGACUAACAUCUGGAGUAUGGAUUUAAAUGAGGACCUGGCCGUUGAUGCAUCUCUGAAUGGUCUGGAUGUUGGACUGAACUUAAUUUGCAACAAUGAAGUUAAUAUUGAAUCAUUAAGAACCAAGGGCAAGCAUGUUGCUAAAGGUGUAUUUGAAUUAGGUCCUUUUGCAAAACUGAGAGCUAAUUUGGAUGUUGACAUGUCACAGCCAAGCAGCCUGGGAGAGGCUAGCAUUCUUCAGAACAUUGCCCUUGAAAUUACAGCGGGGAAGCAGAAGCUCAGCCUGAAAGGCAAAGAACAACUUUUAUCUAUUGUGCACACAUACGACUUGCUGCUGUCCAAUGAUCUGCCAGAAAUUCGAAUGGAGGUCAGUGAAUCCAUUGAUGGACAUGCUGCAGUCCUGAAAGCUAUUAAGCUUCCCAUCUACCAGAAAACCCUGUGGGACGUGCUGAAAUUUGACCAGGCCACCAGUGAAGAUGAUCUGCAGUUUGUCAAGGGUGCCAUUGUUGCGGUGUGCACCAAGAACCAGGAUGGAUACAUACCAGCUGAUCUGUCCACCACUGUGAAGGUCUCCUCUCCAAUUUACAGCACAACACUGACUGCAAGCCUGGAGAACAGUGCACCUGCUUAUACUGCUUCACUUAAGUCUGCUUGCACUUCUACAUUGGCUUUCCUGGCAUACGAUCUUGAUGCCACUGUGACUGCAAGCAUUGAGGAUGCUGCCCUGAGCCUGAAUACCAAGGGUACCUUCAGCCACAGUGACCUGAGAAUGGACUUACAGCACAUCUUCUACAACAUUUUGAGAAAACAAUGGCAAGACUCUCCUGAUGCCAUCCCCUCUCGUCACAUUCUGAAUGUUGACAUUACCAGCCCAACAUUCAGUGACAUGAGCUUUCGAUAUGCAUCUGGAAAGGAACGCAUUAGCACUACCAUUUCUGCACCAACCUCUGGAUUCCUUGGAUUGCGGUUGUCACAGUCAUCUGCUCGACUCUAUGCCAGAUACCCUUCUGAACCUGAGAAAGAUGUGCAGAUCCUGAUUUUCAAGAAGUCUCAGACUGCCUUGAACAGGGAUGCCAUCAAUGACAUACUGCUGGGGCUGAAGGAGAGAGUGCCAGACAUCACUGCGACCCUGUACAACACUGUCGACAAGUACCACAGUGCCCUCUUUGACAUGGACAUCGAGAGUGCCUCACAUGAGCUGAAAAACACCCUCUCUACCACUUUCGAGAAGGCUUAUGUCACUGCUACUGACUUCCCAGAAAUGAGUGAGUUUGCUAUCCUCUUCAAGAACCUCAUCGACCAGUAUCAGAACACUGUCAAGACUGUAGUGGAUGCAGUUAUUAAAUUCCUGAGGGAGCUCCAGCUCCAGGUACCUGGGUUUGAAGAAAAGCUAAGUUUGCCGGAGCUCAGCCACAAAAUCAUGAGCUCUGUUGCUACAGUGAUGGACAAAGUUGUACAAAUGAUCAAUGACUACCUGGAGCCCUACAUUGAUGCCAUCAUUACCUACUUCAGCAACAUAAAGGUAAUCAUGCCUGGUUCCGAUGAGGCCUUACCUGCAAGCCAAGUCCUGGAAAAUCUCAAAUCCAACGUAAAGAAGAUCCAGAAUGAGAUUGUAGGAAUGGUGAGGCAUCUUGAGAGCCCUGAUGUUAUUCUGCAGAAGCUAGUUGACUUGGCUCAAGACUGUGCCAAGAAGACUGAAGAGCUGAUAGGCUUCUUACCUUCAGACACACUUGAUGCAGUUGCUGCCCAUAUAAAUACCAUCCUCUCAGAAGUUCUCAAACUGGUCAAGACAACAUUUGAGACAGUCAAUGCCAACAUGACCCUGGAACAGCUGAAUGACUCUCUGCAGUACUUGAUUGAAACAAUCAGAACCCCUGUGAGUAAGAUCACCAGCACUUCAACCAAUGGUGUGGCUCCAGCUGCUGAGGAAGUGCCGGCCCCUGAGGAUGUAGAAGCUCCUGAGGAAGUGCCUGCUAGUGAGGAUGUCCCUGCAGCUGAGGAAGUUCCCGCUGUGGAGGAAGUGCCCGCUGCAGAGGAAGUGCCCGGUGCAGAGGAUGUCCCUGCUGCAGAAGUUCCCGCUGCAGAGGAUGUCCCGGCUGCAGAAGAAGUGCCCGCUGCAGAGGAUGUCCCUGCGGCCGAGGAAGUGCCCGCUGCAGAGGAUGUCCCUGCGGCCGAGGAAGUGCCCGCUGCAGAGGAUGUCCCUGCGGCCGAGGAAGUGCCCGCUGCAGAGGAUGUCCCUGCGGCCGAGGAAGUGCCCGCUGCAGAGGAAGUGGUGGCUGAUAUGGGUGAAAUGUCCACACCAGAUGAACACUAAGCCUAUUCAGCACUACCACAUGAACUGAAAUGUUUUCUCAAAUUUAUUUUUGCCAAAAAAGAGAAAAUGUAUGCAUCAUCAAAUCCUUCAAUGUGUAUUUAAAAUGGUCUUGCUAACAUAUGCACCUUGUCAAAUCUCUUUCUUUUUUUACGUAAGCAGUUAAUACUAAUUCUGUUUGUCAUGUUGCAAGAAGUGGCAGUUAUUUACUGAGCCUUCUGUAUGUCUUGACCACUUAAGAUGUACUGAAUUAUGAGUAUCAAUAAAGACUAUUUCUUCAGCAUGAA
Anguilla anguilla (European eel) is the source of this 11588-nucleotide messenger RNA. RefSeq names its product apolipoprotein B-100-like. Gene Ontology annotation, cellular component: low-density lipoprotein particle; mature chylomicron; very-low-density lipoprotein particle. Gene Ontology annotation, molecular function: low-density lipoprotein particle receptor binding; cholesterol transfer activity. Lineage: Eukaryota; Metazoa; Chordata; Actinopteri; Anguilliformes; Anguillidae. Gene Ontology annotation, biological process: triglyceride mobilization; cholesterol transport; lipoprotein transport. The record is from RefSeq and is a predicted model, not a curated record. Bases 46 to 11304 code for a protein of 3752 amino acids. The transcript has 29 exons.